Syzygium oleosum is the source of this 975-nucleotide messenger RNA. RefSeq names its product pentatricopeptide repeat-containing protein At5g66520-like. Lineage: Eukaryota; Viridiplantae; Streptophyta; Magnoliopsida; Myrtales; Myrtaceae. Gene Ontology annotation, biological process: RNA modification. The record is from RefSeq and is a predicted model, not a curated record. The coding region runs from base 1 to 975 and encodes 324 amino acids. The transcript has a single exon. Gene Ontology annotation, molecular function: RNA binding; protein binding.
AUGUUCGUUGAAGCAGCGCUUCCCGCUUCGUACGCGACAACUUCGAGAGCGCCGCGGCAGCACCUCUUCGCCCUGCUCUGGAGCCGCGGCGCCCCGAGGAGCCUCCCCCAGAUCCACGCCCAGGUCGUCGUCAAUGGCUGCGCCGGCAGCAGCUUCGUCCUCGCCCAGCUGCUCUCCCGCUACGUCGGCUCCGGCCUCCUCGCGGACGCCUCGAGGGCCUUCGAGGGCGCUUGGAACCCGAGCACCCCCGCGUGGAACCAGAUGAUCCGGGGACACGGGCGGGGCCCCGCGCCGCGAGAGUCGGUGGAGUGCUGUGCUCGGAUGGUGCGCAAGGGUGCAGAGCCCGACGGCUACACGUUUUCCCAUCUCCUGAGCGCUUGCGUGCAGUUGGGCUUGUUCGGAGAAGGAUUGCAGGUGCACGGGAGGGUUGUGAGGGGUGGGUACGUUUGCCAUCCGUUUGUGAAGACUAAUUUGGUGAAUUUGUAUGCGAUGGGGGGAGGGGAGAGUGGGAUGAAGGAUGCGUGCAAGGUGUUCGAUGAUAUGGGCGAGAGGAAUCUCGUGUGUUGGAAUUCAUUGCUUGCUGGGUACGUUAGGCGCGGAGACAUGGGUGGCGCGCGGAAACUGUUUGACGAGAUGCGGGAGAUGAAUGUUGUCUCUUGGACGAUAAUGGUUGCUGGGUAUGCUCAGAAUGGAAUGUGUAGACAAGCGCUGAGCGUGUUUGAUGAGAUGCAGAGACUUCGGGUGGAGUUGGACCAGGUGGCCCUGGUAGCUGCGCUGUCGGCUUGUUCGGAGUUGGGAAAUUUGAAACUUGGCGGGUGGAUCCAUUCAUAUGUCGUAGAGAAAAUAUGUGCUAGAAAUCAGCAAUCGUCGGUCACUCUGAACAAUGUCAUUAUACACAUGUAUGCUAGCUGCGGCUCGAUAGAUGAAGCCUACGUGGUGUUCAGGAAGAUGCCACGGAGAAGCACAGUCUCUUGA